This is a messenger RNA of Glycine soja, 828 nucleotides long. Its product is annotated as tRNA (guanosine(18)-2'-O)-methyltransferase-like. Gene Ontology annotation, biological process: tRNA guanine ribose methylation. The transcript has 4 exons. Lineage: Eukaryota; Viridiplantae; Streptophyta; Magnoliopsida; Fabales; Fabaceae. The record is from RefSeq and is a predicted model, not a curated record. Gene Ontology annotation, molecular function: RNA binding. The annotation marks the transcript as partial.
CUUCCUUGUUGCAGGUAUAAAGAUAAUCGCCAUGUGAGCAUGGGUGCAGAGAAAUGGUUGGACAUUGAACUGUGGGACUCUACAAAGGAGUGCUUUAAAAUGUUGAAAUCACGCGGUUAUCGAAUUGCCACAACUCAUGUGGGAAUGGAUGCGGUCUCUAUUCUUGAUUUAGAUUGGUCCAGCCCAACUACAAUCGUGGUUGGGAAUGAAAAUAGGGGUAUUAGUGAUGAGGCAUUGGAGUUGUCAGAUCUGCAUUGCAGUAUUCCUAUGGCAGGAAUGGUGGAGUCUUUCAAUGUUUCAGUUGCUGCAGGAAUCCUCAUGCACCAUGCUGUUUGUGAUAGAAUAUCUCGUAUGGGCUAUCAUGGUGAUAUGACAGUAGAAGAAUGCCAGAUUCUACUUGCAGAGUUUUUGUUGCGUCAUAGCAAGAGUUCGAUUAGUAUUGUUGAAGAUUAUGCAAUGCGUAAAGCAGUAACAUUGACUUAACAGUAAUAACAGGAAGUCAAACUUCUUCUCAUUGUGUGCUUGGCUGCUUACUUGUACUUGACAAGGAGACAAACCAGAGGCUAGAUUGUCUGACUGAUUGAUUCCUACAAACUAGCAUUAGCCGAUGCAUGCCGUGCAAGGCUCACAGAUGACAACGGGAACCUUAUCAACUAGCCAGCUUCUAUUUAGACUAUAGAAUUUUUCCUGAAUGAUGUGCUUUCUAGCCCAAUUACUUAGCAAUGGGGAAUGAUGCCAUCAAAAGUGCAAUUGUAUUUUCUUUAUGUGGAUUUUGCGGGCACUACUAUGUCUAAUGGUUUAUUAGGAUGAGAGAAGAAAAUAGGAGAG